UUUGGUUGUUCAGGCCUUGAAUGCUCAUCCAUGGAUAACCCACCUCUCCCUCUCUAACACACGCUGGAUCCAUUAGACUCAGAAAGUGAUGGAUCAAACCUCCAUAUGUUUGAGUUAGGGUUUCUGGGUGUUCUUAUACAUGGGCUUCAACCUGCAAGAAAAGAAUAGGUAAAGAGAUGGAGCUGAAACCAGGCCUCAAGUUCAGCUUCUUCAUGUCCUUCUUCCUCAUUGUGCUAGCCAAACCAGUGUUUUCUCAAGAAGGUGGUUAUAGCUCCAACAUUAAUCCCGAGAUUUACGAGAUCGACUAUAGAGGGCCAGAAACGCAUUCUCAUGUACCUCCUUCGUAUCCCUUCAACAACCCUUCCAAUGGAGUUGAUUCCAAGGGUCCAAAACAUUGGGAUUCCAGGGGAAAGAGAAAAAGGAUUCAUGGGUGAAGGUUGAUAGUGAACAAUGGUAGGAGAGUGCUCGUGCUAUGUCCAUGAAAAUAGAUGUUGAAAAAGAAAUAUAUUUAAGGCUUGAAAAAAAUAAAUAUAUUUGAGAGUUGAUGGCAUAUAAUUUGUACCUUGUAGAGUUCAAGGGUGUAUUAUUAACCAAAAUAUAAGGGGUUUUAUUGGGUAAGGUAAUGCGAAAAGGAAGGCCCUGGCUGGCAAUACGAAACUACAGGUGGGCUUCAUGUGAUUUGGUCGCUUUGUUGGCUAACUCUUUGGCUGCCACAUAUAUUAUUAAGAAGUCAUUUUGGCUGCCCA
Messenger RNA from Amborella trichopoda, 746 nucleotides. RefSeq lists its product as uncharacterized. The record is from RefSeq and is a predicted model, not a curated record. NCBI's taxonomy places the organism in Eukaryota, Viridiplantae, Streptophyta, Magnoliopsida, Amborellales, Amborellaceae.